AUGAACGCUGCAAGAUUCCUCACUAAGUCCUUCUAAUACAGUAAAUCUAUGGGAAGAUUUAGUAGUGUAUAAAGCAUGGUUCCCAUGAAGAACUAUUCAAAAUUUCUUGAAUGCAAAUACGCUACCAAUGAAAUCGCUCUCAAGAUGGGUACCCUUGUUGUCUUAAAUCACAGAAUCCUCUUAGAGAAUAUGAAUUUAGCUUAGACCUUUAUUACUGAUGAUGACGACGACGACGACCAAGAUGAAGAUCAAAUCAAAAGUAGUAGGAAGUCAAGCAGGCAAAGAAGUUAACAUACAAAUUAUCAAUUGGUAGAGGAACUGUUGUUUGAGAAACAUGCCCACAAAUAAUCUUUCAAUAAAUCAAUCAAUCUAUCAAUCAAUAAUUAUUCAUUCAUUCAUUUAUUAAAUAAUCUCACAAGUUUCUAUUAAUAUAUCAAAAGAAAAUCCACCUCAAUCAAUUAUUGA
Molecule: messenger RNA, 465 nt
Organism: Tetrahymena thermophila SB210
Lineage: Eukaryota; Ciliophora; Oligohymenophorea; Hymenostomatida; Tetrahymenidae
Exons: 6
Source: RefSeq, a predicted model, not a curated record